This is a messenger RNA of Brienomyrus brachyistius, 3457 nucleotides long. Its product is annotated as E3 ubiquitin-protein ligase AMFR-like. NCBI's taxonomy places the organism in Eukaryota, Metazoa, Chordata, Actinopteri, Osteoglossiformes, Mormyridae. Gene Ontology annotation, cellular component: ubiquitin ligase complex; endoplasmic reticulum; cytosol. The transcript is spliced from 13 exons. Gene Ontology annotation, molecular function: ubiquitin protein ligase activity; ubiquitin binding. The record is from RefSeq and is a predicted model, not a curated record. The coding region runs from base 586 to 2418 and encodes 610 amino acids. Gene Ontology annotation, biological process: protein K48-linked ubiquitination; ubiquitin-dependent protein catabolic process; endoplasmic reticulum unfolded protein response.
AUGACGUCACGCAGGACCGGAAGAGGUGGGUGAGGAGCGAAGGUCCGACCUACAGCAAAACAGCAGUAGUAAAUAAUAAUGCUAAAAGUGCAACAACAACAAACAAAGUAGGUCUUGUGUGCGCUCAGUAGAUUGACACGGUUUAACGCCACAGCUGGAUUUAUCCCAGAAAGACAGCCGAGCAGGCAGCCGUGUCUGCUUUUAAAGGCAGGCUUGGAGCGGAGUUGGACCAGAUAAGCAGCACCGACGCGGGACUAUAGCAGGGCGAGGGGGGUGUGUGCUAUACACUUUUAACAGAUCCCGAUUGCCCUUAGCUUCCGAGCUUUGUGUUUUUCACACCUCCACCCGAUCUGUUAGUAGUUUUUUUGGGGAAACACAUGUCCUUCUUCGCUUUCUCAAGGUUCCAGAAUUGAAAACGCAGAGACUUUAAAUCGCGAUCUUAAAGUCGGGUGUUAAACUUCACCAUAAGGCUGUAAACCUGUAUGGAGAGCACCGACACAUGAACCCUGUCCAACAGCAGUGUCAUAGUAUCUUUGCUAGGUAAUUUUGUUUUAAAAGCGACAUUAUUGUCCGUUUUCUGCCGCGAUGCCCCUGUUGUUCUUGGAGAGGUUUCCUUGGCCCAGUCUGCAGACCUACACAGCCCUUAGCGUGGUGCUGCUCGCCGGUAGUAUCCUGAGCGCAUAUACCGCUGUGAAGGACUUGGCAGUGGACAGUCCGAUGGCCGAUGACCGGCCGCUCAGCCUUGAAGGAGAUGAAGAGCAUGGAUUUCGGGGUCCUGCCCAAGCCACAGACGUGCUGCAGUAUCUAGCUAAGGAUAGCCUUUUAGUGUGGGUGCUCGUGAACACAGCUUGCUGUUUGCUGAUGUUGGUCGCCAAGAUGAUUCAGUGGAUGGUGUUUGGACCUCUCAGAGUCAGCGAAAAGCAGCAUCUGAAGGACAAGUUCUGGAACUUUAUUUUUUACAAAUUUAUCUUCAUCUUUGGGGUACUGAAUGUGCAGAACCUGGAGGAAGUAAUUUCAUGGUGCCUGUGGUUUUCCGUCCUCGUCUUCCUACACUUGAUGGUCCAGCUCUGCAAGGAUCGUUUUGAAUACCUCUCCUUCUCGCCCACCACCCCGAUGGGCAGCCAUGGACGUGUGCUCUCCUUGUUGGUAGCCAUGCUGGUGUCCUGCUGCGGAAUGGCCGUUCUCUGUGGCUUGCGGGAGCACCCCCACGGACUGCACAGUGUGGCCUUCAUGGCCGCUGAGUGUCUGCUGGUUACCAUUUGCACCGGACAUGUCAUAAUGAGGUACACCAUUCACCUGUGGGAUCUGAACCAUGUGGGCACUUGGGAGAGCAAAGGUACCUAUGUGUAUUACACUGACUUCAUCAUGGAGCUGGCCCUUCUUUCGCUGGACCUGAUUCAUCACAUCCACAUGCUGCUCUUUGGCAACAUUUGGCUGUCAAUGGCCAGCUUGGUGAUCUUCAUGCAGCUCCGCUACCUGUUCCACGAAGUGCAGCGACGCAUCCAACGUCACAGGAACUAUCUGCGUGUCAUCGACAGCAUGGAGGCCAGGUUUGCAGUGGCCACCCCAGAGGAGCUGGCAGACAAUGACGACGACUGCGCCAUCUGCUGGGACUCCAUGCAGGCGGCACGCAAGCUGCCCUGCGGCCAUCUGUUCCACAACUCCUGCCUGCGUUCCUGGCUGGAGCAGGACACGUCCUGUCCCACCUGUCGCAUAUCAUUGAGCAUCACUGAAGGUGGCCAGAUGCGGGAUGGCCAGCAGGGGGAGCCUCUCAACGACGGCAUGGCCGCCGUGGCUGGGGCGGACGCUCACCCACACCACAAUCAUCACAACCACUUCUUCCACUUUGACGGUUCUCGCAUUGCCAGUUGGCUGCCUAGUUUCUCAGUAGAAGUUAUGCACACCACCAGCAUCCUGGGAACGACACGGGUCAAUAACUCUCAGCUCAAUGCCAUGGCUCAUCAGAUCCACGAGAUGUUUCCCCAGGUGCCCUACCACCUGGUAAUGCAGGACCUGCAGCUCACACGCUCCAUAGAACUCACCACUGACAACAUUCUGGAGGGACGUAUCCAAGGGGCCUUUACCGCACAGGAAAGCCGAGCCUCAGAGGAGUCGACAGGGGCCAGAGGUGGGAGGGAGGAGGCGCCGUCUGCGGAGGCAAGGGGAGGCCGCUUUUCGAAGUCGGCAGUGGAGAGGCAGAGAAUGCUGCUGCAGAGGAAGGAGGAGCUGCUGCAGCGAGCGCGCAGGCGGUAUCUGAAUAAGACCCCAGAGGAAAGAGAUGAGGAUGGCCUGGAGGAUGAUGCUGUCUCCCCAGACCCUGUGGUGCUGCGUCGCCGGAUGCUAGCAGCAGCUGCAGAGAGCAGGCGCCCCUGGCCCCCAGACGAGGACCAGGACCAGGACCAGGACCUGUCCCAGUGAGGCUGGCCCAGAAGCCUGUCGUACUUCACUUUCACACCAGCAGUGAUCUUUUAGCCUCUUUCUGUGGGGAGACUCCUCCCCUUUAGAAUUAUGGGGCUUAAUCCAACAGAUACUGAGACAAAAUCUUAAAUUAUGAAAGUGAUUUCAGGUGUUUAACAAAGUGUAGAGAAGAUUCUCUGCCAUUAACUUUAAGCUGAACCUGUUAGAGCAUAGAACUGGUACUUCAGAGCCAUACAGAACACCUUUCUUAUCAAACCUAAACUCUAAUUCCAACAUUCAAAAUACUGAAAAGCUGAAUGGGUUUUCUACAGGAGUUGUGCUAGACACACAAAUGUGUUAUAUUUUGCUAAGCUGUGACAUUGCUGUGCUGCUGUAGCAAGAAAAUCUUAAAGUGACUGGAGUAUGUAAAAGACUUAAAAGCUUUAAUUAAUCUCAUCCCAGGCAAUGCGUGGAUGUAAAUGAAGAGUAUGAGCAGGGCUUGUAUUGCUUAUAGGUUUCUGAAGAAUUGUUUUAGCUGUUACCUACCUCUGUGUGGUUGGUGGAGUGAGACACAUGAUGACUGUACUCUGGUUGGGUUUGCCAGAGGUUGGAUGGAUGGCACAACCAGCCGGAUGUUUUCUUGGUUUGGAUAAGAGGGACUUUUCUGGGUUCUGGUUUGUUUUUGAAUGUGAUGUGCAGGGUAAAUUUUAUGUCAGUUUUUAAGUUGUGAAUUCUGAAAGCUUAUAUAUCUGGAACAUUAACAAAAAAGUAGUGAUGGGCGAUUGAAGCUUUAUGAACCAUUUUCUGUAUAUUCUGACCCCACUAGAUGGGGCUCUUGGUUUACUUUGAGCCCUUUUUUAAACAGAGAGCACCAUCUAGUGGUGUCACAGAAUACAGCAAAUGGUUCAUGAUGCUUCGUCUGGUCGUUACAAAAAAGCAAAAAACUUCCAAUGAGGAGAACCUCCCCAGUGUUAGUCUAAAAUGUGAAUGUGCUGUUUAUACAAGGCGAGCUGAUGACCCUUAGGCAGGUUCUGCAUGUGUUCUGAAGAUACGUGGGGGG